CCACCCUCGUGAUCUCUUCUAGCCAAUCGCAGAAUUUCCAGCUGCGUCAUGCUCACUCUUUCUGCGCAGUAGCAGUGAUUCAGCGACUGCCGCGGCCGCUCUCCGCCUCCUCAGCCAAGGCCGGUUCCGCUUCCGACGCCGCCUGCCUCUGAGGGGAAAAGCGAAAGCAAAGAUGGCGACGCUCUCCGUGCUGCAGGCCCCGCAAGCCGCCGCCGCCGCGGGAGGAUUCAGCUUCCACAACUGCGCCCGGAAUGCACAGCUGGAAGCAGAAGGGGCCAAGAAGAGUUUGCACCUCCCUACUGCCCGCAAGACAGGCACCACCAUCGCUGGGGUAGUGUAUAAGGAUGGGGUUGUACUUGGAGCAGACACAAGAGCCACUGAAGGGAUGAUUGUUGCUGACAAGAACUGCUCAAAAAUUCACUUUAUUUCUCCAAACAUUUAUUGUUGUGGUGCUGGAACGGCUGCAGAUACUGAAAUGACAACUCAGUUGAUUUCUUCUAACAUGGAACUCCACUCACUCUCAACUGGACGGCUUCCAAGGGUGGUCACAGCCAACCGGAUGCUCAAGCAGAUGCUUUUCAGGUAUCAAGGUUACAUUGGUGCUGCCUUAGUUCUAGGUGGCGUAGAUGUCACUGGGGCCCAUCUCUACAGCAUCUAUCCGCAUGGAUCUACUGACAAAUUGCCUUACGUCACUAUGGGUUCAGGUUCAUUGGCAGCCAUGGCAGUUUUUGAAGACAAAUUCAAGCCUGAGAUGGAGGAAGAAGAAGCCAAGCAGCUUGUGAGAGAUGCCAUAGCAGCUGGCAUAUACAAUGAUCUGGGCUCUGGCAGCAACAUUGAUCUCUGUGUCCUCAGUAAGAACAAGUUGGACUUCCUCCGUCCUUAUGAUAUGCCCAACAAAAAGGGGGAAAGGCACGGGCGGUAUAGGUGUGAGAGAGGAACUACAGGUGUACUCUCUGAAAAGGUGACACUCCUGGAUCUUGAAGUGACAGAUGAAACAGUGCAAACAAUGGACACGUCUUGAUUGAAAACAUUCAGGGCACUAGAACGGAAUUGAGCUUUGCUUUUGUAUCAAAAUGCCAUUCUGUAUACUGAGAUGAAGGUUCUCUAUGCAGAACAAAUAAAAAUGGAAAUUGA
Messenger RNA from Rhineura floridana, 1134 nucleotides. RefSeq names its product proteasome 20S subunit beta 7 (gene PSMB7). Gene Ontology annotation, cellular component: proteasome core complex. The transcript is spliced from 8 exons. The coding region runs from base 173 to 1021 and encodes 282 amino acids. Gene Ontology annotation, molecular function: threonine-type endopeptidase activity. Lineage: Eukaryota; Metazoa; Chordata; Lepidosauria; Squamata; Rhineuridae. The record is from RefSeq and is a predicted model, not a curated record.